ACUAAAAGGUGUACUUCAAAUGUACACCACCCCCUUCUCCACCACACAUUUUUAUUUGAUGUUUAUUUAUUUAUUUUUUUUAAAUUUUUUUUGGCUUUUUUAGAGGACGAAAAGGGGAUGAGGGACAUAUGGGGUUUUCUUAAAAUAAAUAUAAAAUAUAUACAAACAUUAAUUAUUUAUGUGUCUAUUUUUGGGCUUGGCAUAGAUGUGGUGGUCAAGAAUAAACUUUUAGCACCUCCGGCCUCUAGGCACCAUGCUAUUAGUCCAAUUAUCUAGAAAUGGAGAAUGGCGACGAUUGGUACGCCAUGGAUAAGCUCUACCACGUUCUCUUCUGCUUCUCCAUCGCUGUCAUUACCUCCGCCUUCGCGGGUUGGGCCCGAUACCCGUUUAUUAGGCGCAGGAGAAUCUGGGUCGGGUCCAUCGUUUCCCUCGCUGCCGGUGCCGCCAAGGAGGUCGCAGACGAGCUAGGGUUUUUCAAGUCCGCCGGUGCUUCGUCAAAAGACGCCGUAGCCGACGUCUUCGGCAUUCUGAUUGCUGCUUUGAUUCUUCGUCUCGGCAUGGACAGAGAUGGUGAUUAUACCCCUGCCAAGGGUUAUAUAUGGUUGAUUGGCGAAUCCAGUAAACCUGUUUGGUGUGACAUAGUUUGGAACAAGUGGUCGAUACCUAAGCACCAGUUCAAUUAUUGGCUGAUUUGCAAGGGGAGAUUACAAACUAAACAAAGAUUGAGCAAGCUUCUAAGUUUAGAUACUUGCUGUAGCUUCCGUGGCUAUAAUGUUGAAGAUGUUCAUCAUCUCUUCUGCAUCUGUACAUUUGCUAUGGAGUUACUUAGUAUUGUCCCUAGAUGGGUUGGGACUGAUUUGAAUGCCAACUCCUUGCAGAGGAAAGGUUAAUGCAGCUGAAGCCUAUGAAAUGGAGGAUGAAUAUUGUUGCUGCGUAUAUGGCCUCUGUUUAUGCUUAUAUGAAUUUGCUGUCAAUCUGCAGUUGGAUUAAAACUUAAGUCAAUUGUUUUAUUAGGAGGAAGAGCAUGAUCAUGUGCCUUUAUUUUGUCUGUAGAGUUAUGUUGUCUGUAAGUUUGUUGUUAGUGCGAGUGUUUUAUCAAUACAUUUGCUUUCUCAUGACCAUGUUAUGGUGCUACAAUAUUCGAUA
Messenger RNA from Cuscuta campestris, 1146 nucleotides. The record is from the annotation of a GenBank genome assembly. NCBI's taxonomy places the organism in Eukaryota, Viridiplantae, Streptophyta, Magnoliopsida, Solanales, Convolvulaceae.